This is a messenger RNA of Penicillium olsonii, 1578 nucleotides long. The record is from the annotation of a GenBank genome assembly. NCBI's taxonomy places the organism in Eukaryota, Fungi, Ascomycota, Eurotiomycetes, Eurotiales, Aspergillaceae.
AUGAUCCCUCUGCGGCCUUCCCUCCUACGGAGGCCUCGAGAGGCGCUUCUAUGCUCACGUCUGAUAAAGUCUACCCCCUCACCAACUAUUCGGGGAUUCCUUUCAUCUGCAAACCGGCAGACCGGCAUCGCGGAUGAGUCCCCUUCGGUAUUUCACAAGUCAUAUUUCUCAGCCAAUCGAUUAUAUGAAGGCCCUGGCGCUAAAGGAAGCUUUGUAUCCUCGCUUGCGCCGUCAGAUGCGAGCAAGAACUUCGAUUUCAAGUCUCAGUCUCCUACCGAUCCCCCCGCAAGUCAAACCGACGGGUCCACAACAAUUGGGACAGAAGCAAGCCCCGAGUUACCGCACCGCAGACGCAAGCGCCUGAGAGAGGCGGGACAUAGUAAUGGACAGCCAGAGCCCAGCAUCCCGCUGGAUGCGUCCGCGCAGCUGUCGAACUUCUCUUCCGCACUCCCCACCACCUCCCUCCGUCGCAAGUUCGCGGCCUACCUCGCCCUGACGAAACCUCGUUUAUCCUUCCUGAUCCUCCUCACCACGACCUCCGCGUACGGAAUGUACCCGAUCUCAUCCUUGCUCACACUCGAUCCGGCCAUGACCCCGCUUCCUACCCUCUCAACAUCGACUUUGACCUUCAUUUAUCUCACCGCGGGCACAUUCCUGUCAUGCUGCAGCGCCAACACGCUGAACAUGAUGUUCGAACCGAAGUACGAUGCGCUGAUGUCCCGCACCCGUAAUCGUCCGCUCGUUCGUGGCCUCGUUUCGCGCCGGGGUGCUCUGCUUUUCGCUAUCGGAACUGCUGUGACUGGACUGUCGCUUCUCUAUGUCGGCACGAACCCAACAACAACGGCCUUGUCCGCCGCCAACAUCUUCCUCUACGCUUUCGUUUACACCCCACUCAAGCGGAUCCACGUUGUGAACACCUGGGUCGGCGCUAUCGUCGGUGGUAUCCCGCCCCUGAUGGGAUGGGUUGCGGCAGCAGGCCAGACCGCUACACUUGGUCACGAUAGCUGGCGCGAUAUGCUGUUCAGCGAAGGCAGUAUUGGUGGGUGGCUACUCGGUGGAAUCCUGUUUGCUUGGCAAUUCCCCCACUUCAACGCUCUCUCACACCUUAUUCGCGAUGAGUACAAGGCCGCCGGAUACCGGAUGAUGGCUUGGGUGAACCCUGCUCGCAAUGCGCGGGUUUCGCUUCGCUACUCUCUUCUGAUGUUCCCCAUCUCCAUUGGUCUGUGGUGGUACGAUGUUGUUGGCGCUGGCUUCCUCGUUCCUAGCACUUUCGCCAACGGCUGGCUAGUGCGCGAGGCUUACCGCUUCUGGCAGCACCAAGGUGCGAACGGAACCGCACGUGGCCUUUUCUGGGCGAGUAUCUGGCAGUUGCCCAUUCUUCUUGUUGGUGGCCUUGUCACCAAGAAGGGUCUUUGGGAUGGUGUCUGGAGGAGUAUCUUCGGACACCCUGACGAGGAUGAUGAUGAAUACUUGUACUAUGAGGACGAAGAAGAGUUCGAGGCGGAGAAGUCCAGACCUUAUGCCUCUUCGUCGUCCCGCUCAUCGUCGACUCGGACAAGUUCUUUGUCCACUACUUGA